AUGGCUUUCAUAAACACAAGCCCCGGCGGGGUGGUACGCGUCGCUUUCGCGGCGAAGAAGCGCACGAACAGAAGUACUCUUCGCGAUGAUGCUUCUUUUCUUUCCACGAAAAACGCCACGACGACGACCAAAAAUAUUCGUCGCACUCGUCGCGCGGCGUUCGCGAUGAAUUCGUCGUCGUCAUCCGUCGGGAGAACGACGGACGCACCAAACGUCGUCAUCCUCGCAAACAGGCGAAAGAUUCGCGACACCGCGAAAAACUUUCGCUCUUUCGUCGACGAGUGCAAACAAGAGUUGAUUAAAGUGGAUACGAAAGAGGUACUUUCCGGCGGAAGCGACCAGGUGUUCGGUGGUAAACAUGAAAGUGGGAAAAGAACGAUUGUUUUAUUCCUGACGCAACUGGCGGAUUUUGACUCGUGGGAACAGGCGAAAUUUAUGGUGGACGAUUUACCGCGAUUGGAAGCCGCGAACGUAAACGUGAUCGCGUUUGGUUUAGGUUCAGUUCAAGCCGGGGAACAGUUUUGCGAACGGACGAAGUUUCCCACGGAGAAGUUAAUCGUGACGACAAGUUCUAAGUUAUAUCGGAAGAUGGAGUAUUCGCCCGGGUUCGGCGACGCGCUUCCGGUGAAGCUUCCCGGGAUGGUGAAGUUGUUGGUAAUGUGCGCCGGUAUCGGGUCUCCGGGGACUUUGAAGACGGUGAUAUCGGGGUAUUUUGGAUCGAAGAAUAAACCGCCCGUGUUAGUGGAAGGCUCGAACGCGGACGUACCGGAAGUGAGGAAAUUGAUGGACGCGACUUUAGGCGCCGAGUAUUUGAGACCGUUUGAGAUGGCGACCUUGAGAUUGGCAAACAUGACGGAAAUUUUAAACAACUGGGACGAUUUAGUGUGCGAAGACGAUCAGCUCUUGGUGCAAAGAGGCGGGUCGAUGGUCUUGGACGAAGAAGGAGAGAUUGUCUUUGACCACGUGGAUCCGGGGAUUUUAGGCUACUGCGACCCGAAACGAUUGACGCAAUUCGCGUUGCUGGAGGGCGACCCGAAAGCGCCGUUUGACGCCAUCUCGGUGAUGCACGAAGCGUGCGAAACGAAAAACGUAAACGUCGAAGACGUCUGCGACGCCAUCGCGGCGUGCGAAAAGAGUAAAUUCAACGUCACCGGCGACAUGCUCAACGGCGAAUGGGAACUCGUGUAUACCACCGGGACGAACAAAAACAAAGCCAACGUCAACCGAAACGGCGACGGGACUUACUUCCCAAUCAAAGCCGUCCAAUCGUUCGACAUAAAAAACGAACGCAUACGCAACGGCGUGUACGUAGGCCCAGUCAAAUUCUUUUUCGACGGCCCUUUCAUUUGGAGGCAAAACUUAAAAAUGCUCGAGUUCACCUUCACGAAGUGCUCCGUAGGCGUCUUCUCUUUCGUCAAAGGCUUCGACAUCGACGACGGCAAAUGGGACGCGGUCAAAGCGACCGAGGAGAAAACCACCGAAGGUCAAGGCAAAAUCACAAAAUCCAACGAUAAAUCCAAGCCCGGCGCGAACCCGUUCUUCAAAUUCGUCUACGCGGAUGAAAAGUGCGUCGCCGCUCGAGGAAGAGGCGGUGGUUUGGCCAUGUGGAAAGCCGUCGGCCCGCCCCAAACGGACGCUGAAACUUAA
Messenger RNA from Bathycoccus prasinos, 1647 nucleotides. RefSeq lists its product with no specific name. Bases 1 to 1647 code for a protein of 548 amino acids. NCBI's taxonomy places the organism in Eukaryota, Viridiplantae, Chlorophyta, Mamiellophyceae, Mamiellales, Bathycoccaceae. The transcript has a single exon. The record is from RefSeq and is a predicted model, not a curated record.